AUGGGAGAAAUUGUGGAAAAACGACGUGUGGUAAUCACGGACGAGAAUCUGGGCCCCGUUGUGAGCAUUGUGUCAAUUGAACUGCUAAUACUUGUCAUUAUCACGGUAUUUGCACGGCUUUGUAUUCGAUAUUUCCCCAGAAGACAACUCUCCCUGGAAGAUGGCCUUAUUGUCGUCGCAGCUGUGAGUAGGAAGCAAAUUCCGUUUUCUGACAAUUUGACAAAAGGGUGUGAACAUAAUAUUGACCUGGCUUUUCAGAUAUUCAGUAUUGGGGAGCUUGUGACAGUUCUGGGUCUCGAUUCGAAUGGCCUUGGAUCCCCGAGACGGGUUUUGAGUGCAGAACAGGUACUUCUUUUCGAGAAGUAUUUCUAUUCGAAUUACAUACUUUAUGUCUUGAACCUUGGACUUUCUGAGAUAUCUAUCCUACUUCUCAUCCGCAACCUCACCCCGGUAAAGAAACAAAAGAUUGCCAUAUUGGUGUUGAUUGCGUUCACGGCGCUGUGGGCUGUCGUUAGUGUCUUUGCUUUACUAUUUCAAUGCCAUUCGCCUCAUGUUUGGCGAUUUAUCAACAACAAAUGCAUCCAUAGGGUAAGUCUUCCCCAGCCAACUUGCACAGACCAUGCUCUAACAAACAUGAUAGGGUUCAUUCUGGAUAGCUUAUACUGCUGUUCACGUCAUUACAGAGCUUGCUUUAAUUAUAUCAUCUGUGGUAUUGAUUUGGGACCUCAAACGGUCGAGGGGAACCAAAGCGCUGGUGAUAGUCCCCUUCACACUUCGUAUUCUGUAAGCAAAUACAUGCACAAAUAUUUUCCCCAGAAGCCCAUGCCUGACAGACUCCCACAGUGUUCUCGUACCUGCCAUCGCACAGCUUGCAUAUUUUCUACCCACAAAUAACUCGACCGACCCAACAUUUGACCUGUGGACGUCUGUCCUCUGCUCACAGAUCACACAGGCGGUCAACAUCGUCACAGCUUGCUUCAUUCAAGUGAAGCCAUUCAUCACCUCUCUCCACUCUGGCCUCUUACACAACAAUGAUGAGCGGAGAAGAAUCCGGCAGGGUUCCCGUAGUGCGUCAAACUAUGUCUCGCUAAGCGCCAAAGGAGUUAUUCGGAGUAAUCGCACGGGUCCAGACGCGAAGGCUUUGACAUCUGAAACCAGAAAUCAGUUCUCAGGCGGCAGAGAUCCCUGGGAUCAAUACGAUGAGGAUGCAAUUGAGCAAGUUGAGACCCAGACCCCAUUCAAAAAUCUCACGAGAGCGGAAACUGAUGAGCAGCCAGGAGCGCGAACGUUAGUGUGCCCGCCAGAAAGUCGUCAACCCCACCUGUUGGCAGUGACAUUCGGCAGACUACGAGCAUUACUGUUGAGUACUCAGACAGAAAGGAGGGCGCAUAG
Messenger RNA from Hymenoscyphus albidus, 1392 nucleotides. The record is from the annotation of a GenBank genome assembly. Lineage: Eukaryota; Fungi; Ascomycota; Leotiomycetes; Helotiales; Helotiaceae.